This is a messenger RNA of Lodderomyces parapsilosis, 543 nucleotides long. RefSeq lists its product as uncharacterized. The record is from RefSeq and is a predicted model, not a curated record. Lineage: Eukaryota; Fungi; Ascomycota; Pichiomycetes; Serinales; Debaryomycetaceae. The transcript has a single exon. Bases 1 to 543 code for a protein of 180 amino acids.
AUGACCGAUACUAACAUCGAAGAAUGGUUUAAAAACUAUGAUCUUAAAUACGUGGAAGACGUCAACGUGUAUCCCAAUAUAACCACGUUCAAUAGGAAAUUGUACACUUUUGGACCCUCAGAAGGUGAAGUAUACAUCAAAUUUAAAUCUUACGACACUAACAUCAAGUCUUAUGAUGAAUUAUGCUAUUUGGAUACUAAUUCAUGUGUUUGGAGAGUAGCCGAAGACAGAUAUAUAUGUACGGUACACUCGAGUGAUGAAACAAAGGUGGCAAUAAUUGGUGAAUUAGGUCAACGUUACAUCCAAAAGAAUAAAUUUGAUAGCUACAAUUUGAAAAUAAAGUCACCAGGAGAGUGGAAAGUGGUGUCUAUUACAGAAGUCUAUGAUUAUAAAACCGUUACAGCAAAAGAAUUGUGCGAACGUGCACAAUCCAGAAUAACAUUGGGGUUCAAAGAUUAUUUUAAUGAAAUAAGAACAGGAACUGUAACCAACCACUCACUGUACCAAAAUGUGAAGAGAACUUCACCAGAUGAUAAGAAAUAA